Molecule: messenger RNA, 5489 nt
Organism: Psammomys obesus (fat sand rat)
Lineage: Eukaryota; Metazoa; Chordata; Mammalia; Rodentia; Muridae
Gene: Fhip2a
Product: FHF complex subunit HOOK interacting protein 2A
Exons: 17
Coding region: 620-2704 (694 amino acids)
Source: RefSeq, a predicted model, not a curated record
GUGCUGCUUGUUUUGUGAACGGAACCAAGUCUUCUUGCUCCUUAAUUUGUUGGCCUUUUCUCUCUCCUUUCACAUUCGCAUGCAGCCUUCCCAUGACCUCAGGCAUCAGGCUUCUGCACUGGGGAGGGGACCCCAGGCCUGCAGGUGACCCCACCUCUUUGAGCUGUCAUUGCAGCUUCUCUGCUGUGCUGGUCUAGUCUUUCGGUAUUAGCAGUGGCCAGUGUCCACCUUCAAUCCCAGAAGCCUUCAGUGUUUAAGGUCGAUCAGAUGUGUACUCAUCUAGAUGAGGUUAGAUAAGGUGUUUGGGGUUGUCUGUUUGUCUGUUUGAGUCAACCCUCUGACAGGCCCCAAGCUUGCUGUGUGGCCAAAGGCGGCUUAGACUCCUGAUCUUCCUGCCCCCACCUCCCAGGAGCUGGAUUAUAGGCUUGUGCUCUGUUUUCUGUUUAGUUUCUGGUGCUGAGGAGUUAAUCCAGGGCUUGAUGUGUGUCAGCUUGCACCGUCUCUUCCGUUACAAGAAGACUUCGUUUACCACUGGAAGGCAAUUACCCACUACUACAUAGAAACGUCAGAUGAUAAGGCCCCAGUGACGGAUACCAACAUCCCAUCCCACCUGGACCAGAUGUUGGACAUACUGGUCCAAGAAGAAAACGAGCGGGAAUCUGGAGAGACGGGGCCAUGCAUGGAGUACCUGCUCCAUCACAAGAUCCUGGAGACAUUGUACACCCUGGGGAAAGCUGACUGUCCUCCAGGAAUGAAGCAGCAGGUUUUAGUGUUCUACACCAAGCUCCUGGGAAGAAUCCGACAGCCCCUGCUUCCACACAUCAAUGUGCACAGGCCUGUGCAGAAAUUAAUUCGACUCUGUGGUGAGGUCCUUGCAACACCGACGGAAAAUGAAGAGAUCCAGUUUCUCUGCAUCGUGUGUGCGAAGCUGAAACAGGACCCCUACUUGGUUAACUUUUUUCUGGAGAACAAGUCGAGGUCACUGAUGUCCAGAGCAGCCCCGGGCGCUGCCUCGGAAGAGGAGCCUCGAGGCCAGGGCGCUGAGUCAGCGGAGCCCAGCCAGCAGCCCGGGGCCACGGGCGCGGCCGGGGGGCGCUCGGGGUGUGAGGACGAGCCCCCGGCCGACGAGCUGUCCGCCAGCCUGGACGACCUCAGCCUGGGCCCCGCUCGGUCGAACCACGACUACAAUCUCGUGACCUCCCUGCUGAACCUGACGAGGAGUCCCGACGGCCGCAUAGCCGUGAAGGCGUGCGAGGGACUGAUGCUGCUGGUGAGCCUGCCGGAGCCCGCGGCUGCCAGGUGCCUGGCGCAGAGCAGCUGCCUGUGCGAGCUGCUCACGGGCCGCCUCACCGCCCUGUACCAGGCGCUGCCCGCGUCCGUGGACCCGCUAGACAUCGAGACGGUGGAGGCCGUCAACUGGGGGUUGGACUCAUACAGUCAUAAGGAGGAUGCGUCCGCUUUCCCGGGGAAGCGAGCUUUAAUUUCCUUUCUUUCCUGGUUUGAUUACUGUGACCAGCUCAUCAAGGAGGCACAAAAGACGGCCGCUGUUGCUCUCGCCAAGGCCAUCCAUGAGAGGUUCUUCACAGGAGUCAUGGAGCCCCAGCUAAUGCAGACGUCGGAGAUAGGGAUUCUGACGUCAACGGCCCUGCUGCACCGCAUCGUGCGGCAGGUGACCUCGGACGUCCUGCUCCAGGAAAUGGUGGUCUUCAUCCUUGGAGAGCAGAGGGAGCCAGAGACUCUGUCAGAAAUCAGCAGACACCCCCUGAGGCACAGGUUAAUCGAGCACUGCGACCACAUAUCUGAUGAGAUAAGCAUAAUGACCCUGAGGAUGUUUGAGCAUCUUCUACAAAAACCCAACGAGCACAUUCUUUACAACUUGGUCCUAAGGAAUCUUGAAGAAAGAAACUAUACGGAGAACAAACCGCUGUGCCCGGAAGACAAGGACGUGGUGGAGAACGGGCUGAUAGCAGGAGCCGUAGAUCUGGAGGAAGAUCCAUUAUUUACUGACAUUUCACCAGAUAACACUCUGCCAAGCCAAGAGUGGGUCAGCUCACCCCAUGCCAGCCCAGACCACCCCAAAAAUGAUGGCAAGACGGAGGUCCACAAAAUCGUCAACAGUUUCCUCUGUCUGGUGCCAGAUGAAGCAAAGUCAUCCUACCAUGUUGAGGGCACUGGUUAUGACACCUACCUCCGAGACGCUCACAGGCAGUUCCGGGACUACUGUGCUAUCUGCUUACGAUGGGAGUGGCCUGGAGCCCCGAAACCUCUGGAAAAGUGUGAUUUAGAUGCAGCCUUCUUUGAAGGACAUUUUCUAAAAGUUUUAUUUGACAGAAUGGGAAGAAUUCUUGACCAGCCCUACGAUGUGAAUCUGCAGGUGACCUCCGUACUGUCCAGGCUUUCCCUCUUCCCUCAUCCACACACACAUGAGUACCUUCUGGACCCCUACGUCAACCUGGCCCCUGGCUGCAGAUCGCUGUUCUCCGUGACUGUCAGGGUCGUUGGCGACCUCAUGGUUCGGAUUCAGCGCAUUCAGGACUUUACCCCCAAGCUUCUCCUCGUCAGGAAGCGGCUGCUUGGCCUGGAGCCGGAAGGCCCGAUUGUUGACCACAUCACCUUGCUGGAGGGCGUGAUUGUGUUAGAGGAGUUCUGCAAGGAGCUGGCGGCCAUUGCGUUUGUGAAGUACCACGCUUCUGCCACGCCGUGAGUCCCUGUGACAUCACCCGCUCAGCCAGGAGAGGGCAGGAAGCCCCGUGAGUGUCGCCUGACCUGGACAGCACGCUUAGAGCCCACUCGUGAUGGCGCUCGGCGGGGCUGGUGCUGCUUCCACCGGCUCUGCCAUCUCCAUUCUCUGUGUUUGCACGUUGCUGAAACCCGGGAAACAAGCGGAUGAGCUCAACUUAGCAGCCUGUGACUGAGAAGCCGCAGAUGUCUCAUUUAGGACUGGCUGUGUUCCUGUUAUUUUAAUAUCCUUUUAGGCAGCAAGGCAUUCUGACAUUCUCUGGGACUCAAGUGCUUACAUUCUUUUGUAUUAAUAAGCAGCAAAAAAAAUAACUAAUUUUAUAACUUUUAAGGUUAAGAUUCUUAUCAUACAAAAUGUUUAGGAAAACUGUAAAUGAGAAAAAAUGUAGUUGAGGAAACAUGGGAAGCAUGUCUAGGAGAUGAGAACAUGGAGAGCACCAUCGACCUCCUCAGCUUUUGUAAGAAUAACAAUUUACUAUGACAAAAAAGUUCUUAAUUAAUAUAUUAUAUAUAUUUUUAAAGAAAUGUUCUUUUACUCUCCUGUGCACAUAGCCAUGUUCGUGGUUGGUUUUCACGUGUGGCUCCCAGUUAAUUUAAACUGUCGUUUUUGCCACAGCAUCGGAUUCAUGUUCAUCCUUGAUAGUGUUUGCUAAAAUAGCAUUUUUUAAUCUAAUUAACAUGCUGGUGGAGCCCCACCCCCAGCUCCCUCUGAAGUUGCAUCAUGAGCUUGCUUCCUUCCUGAAGUGAGGGCUAGUGUUCGUGGGGCCUGCCGAGAAGCAGCAGCCAGGGUGCCGAGGGCCUCUCGGUGUUUACAUUUGCUUUUCAUUUGUUCAGUCCUCUGUCCUAAGUGAUUCUAAAGAUAUAUGUAUUUUGGGUCUCUUCCUGUUCAGUUUACACCUUGCUUAGGGAGACAGUGUGAGUGAGUGCUUGGAGGCAGGAUGGCUGGGUAGCCAGGUGCAGGGAAUUGCUGUGGGACACUGCUUGUCCCCUUGUCUUCUGGUCUUCAGGUGACUGAGCUGGUCCCUCGUACGUGGCUCCGAAGCCCAUGUCCUUGUUGAAGUGCUAGAUAGCAGGCCCUGGGGUGUGUCACAGCACGCUUGACAUGUGGCUUGGUCCGUUUUACUAGUGUUUCUGACUCCUUUUAUAGUUCAGUUUUGCUACUUAGGAACAAAAUAGCAAAAGAUUAAGAAGAGCCCCAGUCCCAGGCUGCUCAUCGCUGACAGCGCAACUACUGUGUGUCUCUAACACGAUGCAGAUCUUUCCUUGCUCAUUCAGGAAAUCCAUUAAGUAAAGCCGAGAGGUUGAGAGUGAGAAACAGUGCUUCCCUACAUGGCUUCCCUCCCAUGGUUUUGAGUGGUGAGAAGUCACGGCCGUAUUGAAGUGGAGAAGUGGCUCCUUUGGUUGUAUUUAUUGACUGGCCUGUGCGAGAGUCGCCACAUCACCUCAUUCUGAGAUGUUGCUACAGUCUGCAUUGAUGAAGGUGUGUUUGAAGUGAGGCAUUGAGAGUGUCAGGCAGUUCUUACUGUUCCCGUCAUGCCCUGGGGCUGUGGGGCACUGAGGUGCCCCCCCGGCCAAAUACUGGUCCUUCACAGCUGGCCUGAUGCUGGCCCCUCGGAUGGGCGUGCGAAGCUUUAACUGUGUGUUUGCUGCUUCUGAAGAUAGUUUUCCUAAGCUGACGGCCUUGGCCUGUACCCAGCUCUGCUUAACCUGCUUCUCUUCUGAGCUUAAUUUCUCCUUCACAUUUAGUUCAGACCCAGAGUCAGCACAAGUCACGAACUGACUUUGAGUCGGUUUGUUCAGGGAGCCAUGUGCCACUUCCCAGGCUAUUCCCAGUCUGAGAGCCCGGCGCAGACUGUGGCCACCCCGCCGGCGGCCACGGUGAGCUCCAGACUGAAUUCUAGCCCUCCUCCUGUUUGUAUAAAUAAGAAGUGCGAAUGCACAUCUGUUCCUUUUACUUUCUAACCGUGUUGUCUUCGGGUUUAUUUUCAGUAAUGAGCCAUUCUUCACUUGACAGACCAGGUUUGUCGUCGGCAGUUUCUGUUGUAGUGCUCGCAUCACAACUAUGUAAUGUUCCCAUAGUGUACCUGUGCAAUAUGAAGCUGUGAGUGGACUCACAGCUCUGGGCUUGACUGUACACUGUUGUGUGUACACGUGCGUGUAUAAAUGUGUGUAUAUGUGUGUGUGUAUAUAUAUAUACAUAUAUAUAUAUGAAAGGACCAAAAUCCUUGGCUUGCUUACACUGUUGCUAGUGUAAAGGUUGUUACAUUUAAUUUUACAGGGCACAAAUUAUAGAAAGACGUCAUGCUUUUCACGGUAAUACGGCCAUGACUUACUACAGUACUCUGCAGUUACCAUUUAGUUGUGAAGUUCACCAUGUAACAGAAGACGUUAUGGUGAAAUGCCAAAUCCACAAACUAUGUGGUAAUUUUACCUUUUGGAUUGUACAAUAAAGUAAAAUCUGCAUGUCAUUGUGACCCUUGCUGUGUGGGACAGAGUCCUGCUUCUGGCCCUGUGAAACUGUCACUGACACUGUUUACAUUAAACAGGAUAUUUGGCAGAUCUUCCUGUGAGCGCCGUGUGGGUCUCCAGAAGUGUCGUGAAGGUCUGGGGCCCCGGGCCACACGUGGAGACGCUCCUCAGGUGACUGCUGCCUGCUGUCCCCUCCAGGCAGAUGGGAACACUGCAUGCCAGCAGUGCAUGCGGGACUGAGAGCGAAAUGAAGAAAAUAAAUCAGUGUAAUAUGAACAAAA